AUGGGUUCCUGGCCCGCCUCCAUCGUCCCCAUUACCCAACCUUGUCCAGGGUAUGAGUUUCCCUCGGUGCUGUGCAUCAACAAUUACGGAGCUGUUCUGCCCGAAGAUUUCGAACGUAUCAUCUCCCCCGUUGUUGGCGACACUGACACGUAUGCAUCCACCUCGGUGCCCUCGGACCCUUCGUUCAAACAGCUCUCCUCAGCCAGCUUCGUCGUGUGGGAUUCCGCGCGCGCUGCAGAGAUUCUGGGACCCUCCCCGGAGGUGGAAUACCAUUUCACAGUGGACAAUGUGCCCCAUGAGGGUCCGACAUACGAGCCCAAUCUGAAUGUGAUUUUCUUCUCGCGUCUGCGCUCCGACCCUCCGGCGCAAUACGUGAUCGACUUGAACAAUGACCCGCCUACCCUGGAGCAGAGGAUCUCCGACCCUCCGCUGGUCGUGCCUUGUGGAUCGACCUAUCACAAUGGUUUGAUCUACUGGUGCGGAAGUGCAAGCCGGAAUGGCAUCUACGUGCCAGGUCUGUAUGCGAUGAACGCUACCACGGGCAAGGUCAAGCCCGUCGCCAACAACUACUUCGGAUACAACUUUGGCACGUGUGAUGAUCUGGCUGUAGCUCCAAAUGGGGAUAUCUGGUUCACAGAUAACUGGUACAUCCACGGCGUCCCCGACAUCAACCACAACCGCACCAUCCACCUCGAAACCGGCAUCUACCGAUUCGUCCCCUCCACGGGACUCAUCCAGCUAAUAUCUGAUGACUUCGACCAGCCCAACGGUAUCGCAUUCUCCCCCGAUGGGAAAAAAGUCUACAUCACUGACACGGGAGCUGACGCCAUUUCGCUCACUACACACGAUAUCAGGUACUACUCGUAUCGCAGACGAACCGUAUACGCGGCCGACCUCCUCCCCUCCGGCACGGGAUUUGUCAAUAAACACGCCAUCUUCCUGGCGCAGGACCGCGUGCCGGAUGGCAUCAAGGUCGCGAAGAAUGGAUACGUGGUCACCGCUACGGGUCAUGGGGUGGAUGUCUUGGAUGAGUUCGGUGUGCAUAUCAUGCGUGUGCAGACGAAUUUUACCGUGCUGAAUGUCGUGUGGGCCGGUGAGGAGUAUAUGGAUUUGUGGAUGGUAGGGUAUAACGGGGUGGGGAGGGUGAAGUGGGCGUUGGAGGGAAAGAGUAUAUCCUAA
Molecule: messenger RNA, 1179 nt
Organism: Aspergillus tanneri
Lineage: Eukaryota; Fungi; Ascomycota; Eurotiomycetes; Eurotiales; Aspergillaceae
Product: SMP-30/gluconolactonase/LRE family protein
Exons: 2
Coding region: 1-1179 (392 amino acids)
Source: RefSeq, a predicted model, not a curated record